Messenger RNA from Brenthis ino (lesser marbled fritillary), 1179 nucleotides. Lineage: Eukaryota; Metazoa; Arthropoda; Insecta; Lepidoptera; Nymphalidae. The record is from the annotation of a GenBank genome assembly.
AUGGAACUUAACGCACGUGCAGGAGAUGGCACUAUCGUUCUCAAAAUGAAUUACGUGACUGUAAGAACCUUUAAAAUGAAAUUCACACUCGCUGUUAUAGUCCUGGUGGCAGCUUCUGGCUGCGCUCACAAUGACACUGAUACAUAUUUGAGUAGAUUUAUUGCCGAUUUGUGGGUAGAGGGCACUGAUAUCGUUAGAAUCAUUUGGCGAGACUGUUCGAAAAAGAUGGUUGCGGCUAAAGACGUCAUUGAUCAAAAGGACUACUAUCCGAAGUUCGUAAGAUGCAUAAAACGUAAAACAUUAAGAGGUCUGGAUCGCAGCCUGAGUCCAGAUGUCGUGCCUAUCGCAGACGGAGUUAACCUCGUAAGGUUUGAACUAGUCGACCAAUCUGGGAAUGUCUUACAGGAAAAUGACACCAGUACGUGGUCAGAGAAAGAAUUAGAAGAGGGAGAAUGGAAAAAUCUUGUUUUACAAAGAAUGGCAAAAGUACUCCGAACUCAUGUUAUCAAAUUCGAUUUCGAUGAUGAUAAAAUUGUUGAUAAAGUUGAAUAUAGAAGUCGACGCCGCCAUCAUAUGAUGACCAUGAUGAUGUUUGGUAUUGUGUCCAUCGGCAUGGUGUUCAUUCCUAUGGGUUUCCAGUUUCUAGCAGUUUUAGGCGGAAAAGCAUUACUAUUAGCUAAAAUGGCACUUAUACUUGCUUCAAUUCAAGGACUCAAAAAGGUAGACCUUUAUGAUGGGUUUCGUGAAAGAGGGAAGAUUGCUACAAGUCCGUUAAGCUACGGCUUCUACCACACCUACCCUCCUUAUGAACAUUAUGAUAAGAGAAGUCAAGACAAUUGGCAUAACAUAGUAGAAACGAGACAAGACCUAGGAUCUAAUAGAGUUAUUAAAGAUAUUAUUAAUGUGAAAAACGAAAGAUUAAAUAUGGAAGAUGUUGUAAACAAUGAAAAUGUUGAUAAAAAUAAAAUCAAAAGAGUGCCGAAGGAAUCAAUAUUAUACCCAGUACGCUCAAGCGUUAUAGAUUUGUCAUCACAAUUUAAUUUAGCUUCUACAAACAAACCUUUCAAUCAGGAAUUAAUAGACCUCACUUCAAGACCUGGGGAAGUUCAAGCGGACUAUUCACUGGAUUUACCGUACAAUGGAUUUCAUUUUCAAAGUCCCACUUCUGUCAUUUCAGCU